AGUCACAUUUUGGUGCUCGCGGCAUUAGGACGUCCUCAUUGUCGCGCCAACAUCUUAAACAACAACAACAACAACAACCGUUGCGAUCCUUUGGUGUCGCGCGCGUUAAUUGAAUAACAAAAUUUGUAAUUUUAAUCAAGCGAAUAGCGAAAGGCAACAAAGCAUACCGCAAAUUCCUAUGGAGCAGCUUCAAAGUUCUUAGUGAUAAAUGUUUAGUGUGAAUUGUGUUUGUUUCUGAAAUCAAUUUGAUUGAUUGAUCAACUGAUUGAUUGAUUGAUUGCUUGCUGACAAUGCCAUGAUGGCCUUAAAGAUGUUGUAUCGCGGUCCCAGUUCGCGUUUAGAGAAUUUAAUUGAAAAGAUUCAAGCGACCAAGGAGAUAACUAAUAACGAUAUGUACAGCACGCACACUUCGUCGAGCUAUUCGCCCAGCAUCUCGGAUGGAACUUUGACGCCCAACUCACAGCUGCAGCAGCCGCAGCAGCAGCAGCAGCAGUCGCAGUCGCAGCAGCAGCAGUCGUCGGCCGGUUCGGAGGAGCAGGAGCUGAGCAAGCCGAAGCGAGCGGCACAUUUGCAUCAUCAUCAUCAUCAUCAUUAUCAUCAUCAGCAGGCGCUGAAAAUAGCGAACAAGCUGCGCAAAAUCAAUAAGGAUGCAAAGCUGGCUGCAGGACAAGGACAAGGACAUGGYACAGCCGCCAAGUUUGAUAAGUUGACAGGGGAGGGGAUUAAAAGUCGAGGCGACGGCUCCUAUCAGUGUCAGUUCUGUGAUAAAUCAUUUCCACGGCUCGGCUACCUGAAGCAUCACGUGCAGAGUCAUGCCGAGCAUUUGCCUUUCAAGUGCGAGUACUGCGCAAAGCUGUUCAAGCACAAACGCUCCCGGGAUCGCCAUAAGAAGCUGCAUACAAAUGAGAGGAACUACAAGUGUCCGCAUUGCGAGGCUGCUUUCUCCAGAAGUGAUCAUCUGAAGAUCCACAUGAAGACGCACGACAUACAGAAGCCCUUCCAGUGCAGCAUGUGCAAUCGUGGCUACAACACGGCCGCCGCCCUCACCUCGCACAUGCAGAAGCACAAGAAGAACGCCGCAAUCCUCGCAGCUGGCGGCAAUCCCAAUGCACUCAAUUACAGUCCACGCUCCACGGGCUCCGCCUCGAUCUCGAGCAAUGGGAGCCUGCAUAAGCGACGCUAUGCCUUGGCGCUGGCCUCCGACAGCAGUCCCAGUCGGCUGGAGUUUCCCAAGCGGGCGCGUGGCCAGCUGGCGGCCACGCCCACGGCCACAACGAUAGCCACGCCGACGCCCACGCCGCUGCUGCGCUGCAGCUACUGCCCCAAGGCAACGGAGUUCAGCAGCCUCGAGCAGCUCAACGCGCAUCUGCAGAGCACACACGAGCAGCAGCCGCAGCCGCAGCCGCAGCCGCAGCAGCAGCAGCAGUCGAAGGAGUCGGAUGGCCAGACGAAUGGCUUCCAGUUGAGCUGCGAAUAUUGCACGAUGAAGUUUGUGAAUAUCGCUGCGCUCUUCCAGCACAUGAGAGUCACGCACUUGGAUCGCCUGAGCAGCCCCAAUUCCUAUUACGAGCACUUCCAUCGCCUGGGCUCGCCGCAGUCGAAGCUGAAGUCAGAUCUGGCGCCAACGGAGAAGCCCGAGCAGGAGCUGCCCACCGAUCUGAGCAGCAACAAGCGCCGCCCGCUGAUCUCACCCACGCAGCAACAGCAGCAGCAACAGCAGCCGGCGCCAGCUCCACCGCCGCCUCCUGGCAUCUUCUUCUGCAAUCAGUGCAACGCCGGCCUGCCGGACUUUGAGAGCUUUCGCAAUCAUCUGAAGAGCCACAUCGCCGAGGGCAUGCAGCUGAUCUGUCCGCACUGCGGCCUCAGUCUGCCCGAGCAGUGCGAGUACGAGCGCCAUGUGGUCGCCCAUUUCCUGAUCAGCAGCUCCGAGUUCAAUUGCUGCAGCGCCAGCUGCGGCAAGUCCUAUGCCAAGGCGGAGGAGCUGCAUCAGCAUCUGCUGGCCGAGCACGUCCAGACGAUGCUGAAGUGUGUCCUGUGCUCGGAGCUCUGCGAGAAUCGCAUGUCCAUGCAGCUGCACCUGGCCUGCGCCCAUAGCCAGGAGUCGAAGCUGCUGCGCUGCAGCGCCUGCCUGGAGCUCUUCCGCAACGAUGGCGACUUCCAUGUGCAUGUGAAGACACGCCAUCAGCUGGGCAACCAGGGCACUCUGCCCGGUAAUCCUCCUGCGCCGGCCAAUCCGCUGCAGUGCAUGUUCUGCCGCGCCGUCUGCUCCUCGGAGCUGGAGAUGCAUUUCCAUUUGGCGGCGCAUGCGCGACAGUUCCGCUGCCCCAGCUGCCCGGAGACCUUCCAUGUGGAGUUCCUGCUGGACAGGCACAUGCAGAGCCAGCACGGCGGCAUCAAGGACAAGGAGUCGCCGGUUCCGGGCGGCAUGGGCAGCUUGUAUGUGAAUGCGCUGCUGCCGCCACUGGCAGCGGCUGCUGCUGCCGCUGCCGCGGCAAGCAAUGCCAGCAACAACAACAACAACAACAAUAAUAAUAAUAUUGAUUACAAUGUCGCCUUCAAGGGUCUCUUUGGCGGCGGCAAUCCGCCGAGCAAGUUCUACAACAGCCCGCUCCAGGUGGACACCAAGCAGAGUCCGCAUCCUGCUCUCAUGUACGGCCUGAGCCAGCGCUACUUGAUGGAGAUGUACGCCGCCAAGGCCAAUUCGCCAGCCAAUGCCAGCGCCGGAGCGGAGCUGCCCACGCCGCAGGCCGCGUCAGCAGCAGCAGCAGCAGCAGCGAGCGGCAGCAACAGCAGCGGCAGCAACAACAACAACAGCUACAGCUGCGGCAUGUGCGAGCGCCAGGAUCUGCGCAGCGAGGCCGAGCUCCAUUCGCAUCGUAAGCUCGCCCACAAUCUGAAGACGGGCGUCAGCCUGCGCUGCGCGUACUGCUCCGGGAACUACAAGAGCCGAGCCGAGCUGGAGCAGCACAUGAAGAGCUGCCACAACUCGAGCGGCAAGCACAAGUGUCUCAUCUGCGACGAGAUCUUCCCCUCGCCCGCCAUUCUCGCCGAGCACAAGCUGCAGCACUCCAAGGUGGGCCAGUCCGGCAAGUGCGCCCACUGCGGCCAGCAGCUGGAGCACGUGGCCGCCUUCCGUGCCCAUCUCAGCGAGCAUGGCAACGAUGGCAAUCUGCCCAUGGCCUGCAUCUGCUGCCGCCAGACGCUGCACUCGGAAUUCGAGCUGAGUCUGCAUGCCAAAUUCCACACCAAGUCGCCCAGUUGCAACAGCCUGCAGGAGCCCGUCUGCGCCCUCUGCCUGGAGCCGCUGCCGGGGGCGGGGGAGACGGCCAAGCUGUGCGACAAAUGCUGCCGCAAGCACAAUCUGAAUGGCAAGCGCAAGGAGCAGGUGCAGCCCACGGCCAUCGCUGCCCCUGCAGCCGCCGCAGCUGGCGCCUAUCUGGAGCAUCGCUGCAAUCUGUGCAAGAUGAUCUUGCCCCAUGCCCAGAAGCUGCAGGAGCAUCUCGUCGAGCACACCUUCGCGGGCACCGAGCAGCGUGGCUACAAUUGCUACAUCUGCUCGGCUGUGUUCACGGCGCCCGCUGGCCUGCUCGCCCACAUAGCGGAGCACGGCACGCGUCCGUACGACUGCAACUUGUGCCCGGAGAAAUUCUACUUCCGUGCCGAGCUGGAGCAUCAUCAGCGAGCGCACGAACUGCACGCUCAGCCGGCAGCAAUGGCAGCGGCAGCAGCAGCCGCAGCAGCAGCAGCAGGAGCAGGAGCAGCAGCAACACGUGCUCCUAAGCAGGAGGCGCACAGCUCGACGGCCAGUUCUCCACUGACGCUCAGUCCCAGUCAUGUCAAGCAGGAGCUAUACGAAUCGGAGCCAGCGAAUUCGCCCAACGCCGCGGAGCUGCCUCCUGCGCAGCAGGAGGAGGAGGAGUACAUUGAGGUGGAGCAAAUGCCGCAGGAGACGCUGCGAACUGGCGAACUACUAAGCACCGAGCGUUCCAGCAGCAGCGCCUAAGUAUUAUUACCCUUAACUAAAUACAA
Molecule: messenger RNA, 4029 nt
Organism: Drosophila arizonae
Lineage: Eukaryota; Metazoa; Arthropoda; Insecta; Diptera; Drosophilidae
Product: zinc finger protein Lobe
Biological process (GO): regulation of transcription by RNA polymerase II
Cellular component (GO): nucleus
Molecular function (GO): DNA-binding transcription factor activity, RNA polymerase II-specific; RNA polymerase II transcription regulatory region sequence-specific DNA binding
Source: RefSeq, a predicted model, not a curated record